Molecule: messenger RNA, 1416 nt
Organism: Trichosporon asahii var. asahii CBS 2479
Lineage: Eukaryota; Fungi; Basidiomycota; Tremellomycetes; Trichosporonales; Trichosporonaceae
Source: the annotation of a RefSeq genome assembly
AUGGGAAUUUUAAGAGUUCUUCCUAUGAACGAAGAAAAAAAUUUAACAUUAAUUAAACAAGUAUCUUUAAUUAGAGCCUUAAUUAAUUUCUUAUUAUCUAUUAUCCUUUGGGGUGAAUUUGAUUCAAGUGCAUUAGGUUACCAAUUUGUACAAGAAUUUAAUACAUUAAACUUCUGUCAUUUCCAUAUUGGAUUAGAUGGUAUUAGUCUAUAUUUUGUACUUCUUACAACAUUUAUCACACCUAUUUGUUUAGUGGCAAAUUGGGAUAACUUAAAAUUUGGAUAUAAAUAUUAUUUCAUUGCAUUCUUAUUAAUGGAAACACUAUUAAUUGGUGUAUUCGUAGUAUUAGAUUUAAUGUUAUUCUAUAUUUUCUUCGAAUCAGUAUUAAUCCCUAUGUUCUUAGUAGUAGGUAUUUGGGGUGGUUCAAUUACUCGAAUUCGGGCAUCUUUCUUAUUAUUCCUAUAUACAUUAGCAGGUUCACUAUUUAUGCUUCUAGCUAUUUUAGUAAUUUACUAUAACGUUGGAAGUACUGAUUUUACACUAAUUUCAUUAUCUAAUAUUAGCUUAGAUAGUCAAAAAAUCUUAUGGUUAGCAUUUUUCUUAUCAUUUGCCAUUAAAACACCAUUAAGACCUUUACAUAUGUGGUUACCUCGAGCUCACGCAGAAGCACCUCUUAGAGGAUCUAUCUUACUAGCCUCUGUUUUCUUAAAAUUAGCAGUGUAUGGUUAUCUACGAGUAUUAAUUAAUUUUAUGCCAGAUGCUACAAACUUCUUCUCUCCAUUAGUUCAAACUAUUGCUGUAGUAAGUUUAAUUUAUUCAUCAUUAGCUACAUUACGACAAUCAGAUUUCAAAGCAUUAGUAGCUUAUUCAUCUAUUAGCCACAUGGCUAUUGUUGUACUAGGAUUAUUCUCAAAUACUAUUGUAGGUAUUGAAGGGGCCCUUUUAUUAUCAAUUGCUCACGGAUUCAUCUCUCCUGCAUUAUUCACUCUUGUUGGAGGAGUUCUUUAUGAUCAAAGACAUACUCGAGUUAUUCGAUACUAUCGAGGUACUGUUAUUUACAUGCCUGUUUUCAGAUUAUUAUUCUUCUUAGCUACAAUUGCAAACAUGGGUAUUCCUUUAAGUUUAAAUUGGGCGGGAGAAUUCAUGUCAUUAGCUGGAACUUUCCAAAAAAACCCUGUAAUUGGUUUAUUAGGAGCCACAGGUAUUGUAUUAUCAGCAUCUUAUAGUAUUUUCUUAUUCAAUCGAAUUAGAUUCGGAUCAUAUUCACAAUAUUUACCUAAAUUAAAUGAUGUGUCACGACGAGAAUUUAUGGUAUUAUUUGCUUUAUUAUUACCUGCCUUCGUACUAGGUAUCUGUCCAAAUGUUAUUCUUAACGAUUUACAUAUGGCAGUAACAGAUUUAUUAUAUACAUUAUAA